Bombus huntii is the source of this 2215-nucleotide messenger RNA. RefSeq lists its product as uncharacterized. The record is from RefSeq and is a predicted model, not a curated record. NCBI's taxonomy places the organism in Eukaryota, Metazoa, Arthropoda, Insecta, Hymenoptera, Apidae. The coding region runs from base 869 to 2116 and encodes 415 amino acids. The transcript has 8 exons.
CAUUUUCUAAUAACGUUAAGAAUAUAAUAUUCAUUCAUCUUUAUGUAUUUAUGUGUGUGUAUUAUUAAUUAAUAUUUUAUUUAUUGAUAUGUCAUACAUAUUUCAUAUAUAUGACGAAAUUUUAUUUUAACUUUUUCUUUUAUUUGCUAGAAAAGCUCGUAAUAUUCAAUGGGUACUGGUUAUAAUGCAUAUCUACGAUAAUAACGCUAUUUUUAUUUAAAUUUAAAACCGGUAUGACUAGAUAAGAAUGCAUUUUCGCAAUGAUGACAUCUUGCGGUAAAUAAAUCCACGUUUCAGGACCGUAACUUCUUCUUUGUGUGACAAUUGAAUAUAUUUAUAUUAUUAUCUUAGUGAAAAUAGCUUCGAUAUUUCGAUCAAAUUUAAAUAAACCUAUUAAUCCGAUUUAUUAAAUUCUGUUUUUUUUUAUACUGGAUUUUACACUGAUAGGAAAGUAUAAACAGUUUACGAAAUGUAAAUUCAAGAAAUUAACAAUGAGAUUAAAUAUUUUUUCUUAACGAGGGUGUAGUUUUAACAAAUCGUAAAAAGUAACUUAAUCAAAAUAAAUUCCAAUGUUACUAUCGAUAUAAUUGUACGGUUCCUUAAAAGCAGAAUGUUGAAAGUAGUAAAAAUUAACAAAAAAAAUAAGUUUAAAAUUCAUUUCCUCUUCGAAGAAUAUCGAAAAUAAAAAAUGGAGAGAACAAAAAUAUAGUAGCUUUUUAUUUUCCAUUAAGAGAGUGAACUUCUUCUUGAUAUUAAUGAAUAUGAAUAUCCAAGAGCAAAUGAAACACUUAGAAAGAUACACAAAGAGUUAUGGCAGGAAUAUUAUGAAUGUUUAAAAAAGACAUAUAACGAAAUUGGAUCAGAGAAGAUGAUGUAUCCAAUAGCGUUUCAAGCCUUAGAAGGAACACUUGUCACAUUAAAAUGUCAAAUAUGUAUCUCUCCAAUAGAAAUAUAUGUUAGUGAUGAUGUAGAAUGGUAUUUCAAUAAUACAGUUAGCAAUGAUACAAGUAGGCUUAUAGAAUCAGAUAAUGUGUUCAUUUCCCCAGAAGACAGAUCAUUAAUAAUACAUAACAUUAAGUCUGAACAAGCUGGUCAAUAUUGGUGUAAAUUUGGGGAUACAUUAUCAAUAUAUUACUAUAUAUCCAUUGACACUGAUCUUGAAGGAGUAAAAACUGUAUAUCCUACAACAGCACCCAAUAUGCCUCAUGCAAUACCACAAAAUAUUGUAUCAGAAUAUAAUUUAAAUAUCUAUACAACAUGGACUAAAUGGUCCUUAUGUUCUAACUGUAAUGUAGUUGGCAAGAAAGUUCGGUAUGGAUAUUGUACUGUUUCUUCACGUGCAGAUAUCAACAAGAAAAGUAUAAUAGAAGAAAAACUACUUGCAAAUUAUAAACGGCAAACUGCAGAGAAUGAACAAAAUGGAACAAUAGAAACUACAACCACAAUUCAGGAUCAAAUUAUAGAUAAAAGUAUGAAUGAUAAAAUCAAAAUGGUUUUACGUUUAUUUAGAAACAAAAUACCUUGUAAAAGUAAAUAUUUGCCAAAAGCUUUGGACAUUUUGAAUAUUAAAGAUAGAAAAACAGAAAUUAUGGUGCGCUAUUGUAAGAUAAAGUGUCCAGAAAAUAUAAUAUUCGAAGUACGAGAUAAGAAGGGAAAUGUACUUGAAAGUGCAAAUAAUAGUGCUGGUAUAUAUUCUAUGGUUCAAGGAAUGCCUGCUCCAUCACCGCCAGUUAUACGCACAACAAUUUAUCAAAAACAUGAUAAAAAAGCAGUUCUUGUGUGUCCAGGAAAUUUAAAUACAGAUGUACCAAUUAAUUGGAAAAUAGAUGACAAAAUCUUAAAUCCGUCUAUUGUAAAAGACCAAUCUGAAGGAAGAAUUUAUUUUAAUUCGCAAAUGCAUAUAAUCUUCAAAUCAUUAAAAUUUCAAGAUGCAAAUAUAUAUAGUUGCUGGCAAAGAAAUGAAAUCGUUGGUGUAAUAAAAUUGAAUGUAACUGGAGAAAUGGAACUACAAACAAAUUACAGUGUUAUUAUGAUUGGUGGAAUGUUAAUAAUUGUUGUAUUCAUGAUUGUGUUUUGGAGGGCAUUUCAAACUCGUAAACGUUUUACGAUACAUUGACUGUAUCAUGCAUUAUUUCUUUGAAAUAAAACAACAUACGAUGUUGCAAAAAAGGUAUAAAUAACUAAGAAAGAAGGAAAGAGUUAUUUUGAUACAAUG